Molecule: messenger RNA, 3527 nt
Organism: Gambusia affinis (western mosquitofish)
Lineage: Eukaryota; Metazoa; Chordata; Actinopteri; Cyprinodontiformes; Poeciliidae
Product: cyclin-Y-like
Exons: 11
Coding region: 555-1592 (345 amino acids)
Biological process (GO): regulation of canonical Wnt signaling pathway; regulation of cyclin-dependent protein serine/threonine kinase activity
Cellular component (GO): plasma membrane; cytoplasmic cyclin-dependent protein kinase holoenzyme complex
Molecular function (GO): protein kinase binding; cyclin-dependent protein serine/threonine kinase activator activity
Source: RefSeq, a predicted model, not a curated record
AAAAACGAGCUUUGUAAUGCAGGUCACAUUUGAAAGCAAAUUACCAAUCGUGUUAGUAUUUUUAUUUUUAUUUUUAUUUUUAUUUUUUUUUGCUGCUUGGGUGCAGUAAGGCUUUGUCAAUCAGGAACACCGCAGUUUAUACCGGAAACAUGCUUUUAUUUUGAAAGCAGUUCUUAACCGUGCUUACCGUAAAAUGCUGUGAAUAAGCGCAGUAACAACCACCAGCCUUUCCUGACUGCGCAGCGCAGACUGAAUUGUGUCGCACGAUUCCAGGAUUCACGCAUCACUGUGCGCCUGCAGCGUCACAAGAUGAGUCCUGCCUCACGAUGCGUGUGACUGUGGGUUUGUUAUUUGGCCUCCAUCACUGUAAGGGUGGAAGUGACACAUCCGCACCGUGUGACAGCUUCUCCGUGGACGCUGAAGGUUGACAGGAUCUGCUGGGGAUGCGCCCCGAGCGCACAGUUGGUCUGUGUUGAUGACGGGCUUCGCGGGGCCGCUUCAGCUCCUGUUUCAGCGCGGAAAGGAUUAUUUGUUUUUACACACCAGGAGGAGAAAUGGGGAGCACGACCUCCUGCUGCGUGUCGGGCAGCCCCAAGCUGCGGAGAAAUGCUCACUCCAGGCUGGAGUCGUACCACCAGGAGUCGGAUCUGAGCAGGGAGGAGACGGCGUGCAACCUCCAGCACAUCAGCGACAGGGAAAACAUCGACGAGUUGAACAUGGAGUACAACCCGUCAGACCAUCCUCGGGCCAGCACUAUAUUCUUGAGCAAAUCUCAUAAUGAUGAUGUGAUUUACAGGAAUGCGCGAGAAAAACGAAAGAGCCUCUUCAUCAAUAAUCAUGGCAGUCUGAGGAAAAAAUACAGCUCCUGCUCAACCAUCUUCCUGGACGACAACACCGUCAGCCAGCCCAACCUCAAAUACACCAUCAAAUGUGUUGCUUUAGCGAUUUACUACCAUAUAAAAAACAGAGACACAAAUGGAGGCAUGCUGUUGGAUAUCUUUGAUGAAAAGCUUCAUCCUCUCUCAAAAUCAGAGGUUCCGCUGGACUACAACCAGCAUGACCCGGAGCAGAAGCAGAUCUACCGCUUCGUCAGAACCCUGUUCAGCGCUGCUCAGCUCACAGCUGAAUGUGCCAUCGUCACACUGGUGUACCUGGAGAGACUGCUCACUUACGCAGAACUUGACAUCUGUCCUGGAAACUGGAAAAGGAUUGUUCUGGGUGCCAUUCUGCUCGCCUCAAAGGUCUGGGACGACCAGGCUGUCUGGAACGUCGACUACUGUCAGAUCCUCAAGGACAUUACUGUGGAAGACAUGAAUGAACUGGAGCGCCAGUUUCUGGAACUUCUGCAGUUCAACAUCAACGUUCCCUCCAGCGUCUACGCCAAGUACUACUUCGACCUGCGAUCGCUCUCAGAGUCCAACAACCUGAGCUUCCCGCUGGAGCCGCUCAGCAGGGAAAAGGCCCAGAAGUUAGAGGCCAUUUCCAGACUAUGUGACGACAAAUACAAAGACAUCCGGAGAGCAGCCAGGAAACGCUCUGCCAGCGUGGACAACCUGUGUGGGAGACGAUGGGUUCCUGCAAUCCUCUCCUAACCACUGACCACCGUCCAGGAGCCUCGUGGAACUGACUGGACCACAGACGUCAAACCUUCCGGCUCCUUUGGAUCCUCAGCAUCAUCAGCACCAACUGGUGAAGGUCACACCUUAAAAUGUGGAACUAUGUGCAACAUGAACACUGGAUCCAGAGAAGUUUCUACCUUAACACGAUGCCUUCGCAGUGCCUCGACUUGUCUACUGACUGGAAGAUGCAGGAAUCUUUGAGUUUUCUUUCACCUGUGAAAAGACAAACAGCUUUGGACCAAGUCCUGGGUGAGGAGAAGCCUUGAGACGUUUCAGGACAUGAUUAUGUGAAACAUCUGCUGAUGUUUCUGGGCUUCUCCUGGAUUUGUCUUAAAAUAUACGUCUAAUGUGAUCUUUUGUUCAGACAACCGUACAAAGAAUAUUAUUUAUUUUGCUCUACAAUUCAAACAUUAGCCUCGUAUGGAGCUUUUUACUUGUUAUUUAUUUUCUUUUGAUAGUACUCUAAACAAUGAAAGUGUUCUUGAAGGUUUACAGUAGUUCUGUUGUACCUCUUAAUACUCAGGUAGAACAUUAAAUAUGUCAAUUCCCUGUGAUGCUCCAUAUUUUAUAUAUAAGGACGGGAACAUUUUGAAGUAGCUCAGACUGUACAUAGAAGGUGCCAGGAAUAAUAAAAUUAGUAAUAAUGUCCAUUCAGAAAUAAGUGACAGUUUGUUCUUUUGGGGUCAAUUUCAGGUAAACAAUAGCAGGAAAGUUUUUAGGUUUUUUUCUAAAUAGCGUUUAUAACAUAAAAUUAAUCUUUUUUCCCCCCAAUUAUCAGUAUUACUUUGAUCUUCAUGUCAAUUAUAACAUGUUUUUCACAGUGGACUGCAGGAUCUUAUUUGCUUCAUUAAGUAUUAAUAUUAAUACUUAAUGAGAACAUUGAGCAGUUGGCAAGUAAAACCAUCUUGUCGGGACUCUUUGUGUCCGUAAAGAUCUUUCUGUUACGUUUUCUCUAGAAGAAAAAUGAGGACAGUUUCAGUUCAGAUUUAAAGAACCCACACUUCUCACUGCGAGGUUAUAAAAAUGUCUUACCAGAAAAAAUAAUAUUUUUCUUGAGCUAUAAAUUUGCUUAGCAACUCUUUUUCAGAUCGAAUAAUGUCUAAUUUGAUUUAUUUUGUGAAAUGUUCUCAAAGGAUUGAUUCUGAUACUUUAGAUGUUGAAAAGUUAACUUUAGCUCACAUUUCCUUUAAAGACAAUUCAGAUUUUUUUGAAGUACGGCGUUAACAUAGAGACGCCUAAUUUUAUCAAGAUCCCUCUAAGAGAAAAUGUCUACCAUUGAAAUAACCCAAAUGUUUUUAGUUGAUAAUGCAGAAGCAAUGUUGUGAAUUUUUCAAGCCGUUAUAUUUCUACAUCAGAUAAUUUUGCAGAGCAACUUAGCUGCGUUUUAUCAAUGCAACAAAGAGAAAAGUGAACGUGAAUUAUUAAGAAUUUAUGAGAAUUGAAACCCUGUUCCAGGAUUUCUGUUAAAAAUAUUCAUAAAGCUACACAAAACCUAAAAAUUAAAAACAACAACAACAAAAAAAAAACAAAAACAAAAAAGAACUUUUGAUGUAAUAGAAACUUUCGUGAAAGAAAUGAUCAAAUUUGUCAUUUGGUGAUGUCAUAAAGUUGAGGAGGAUAAACCUCAACAGAUCAGCAGCAUUUUUAUUUUUUUUUACUGCAGUCCUCAAAUAACCAAUGAAACAUAAAAACAUCUUUUUCAAUCAACUCGAAAGUCCAUUGAAACAUUGGACAGGAGAAUGAUCAGAAAACAUUAGAAGAGGAAGAAGAGUUAUCGGAGAAGUUUGUUUUUAUUUAUUCAGUAUUACAUGCUUUACCUCCACUUCAUCUGAACAGUUUCCUGUCUUACAUGUGUCUUUGUCCAGUGACUCUUAUCAUCUGUUACAUUAAAAAUAAGUUUUACUGACA